GGUUAUCGAAUAGUAUUCCAACCCAGUUCGUCUACAGUACGAUUUUUAUUUUUACUGAAUCUAAGCCAUUAUAUGUCAAAAUAUGCCUCUUCCCGCGGCUUUAGCAGCAAAGUUACAGAAGCGAGGACUACUCGCCGCAGAUGAAGCAAGAGCAGAGCACGAAGAAGAAGUCUUCGCUGAAGAUUACGACGAUCCCGAUAAUGAAGAACCAUAUAUGUAUGGCUCAAAAUUUUGCUACGAGGCUGUCGACUGUCCUAAUAAGAACAACGAUUUCCAUCAAUGUUCGUCGUAUUGCAAGAAACGUUACGGCUUGAAACGAUUUCGACCUGAACCUAUUAUGGAUAGGAGAAGAAUAAAAAUGCUUAAAAGGCACCCAAUUCCGCCUGGAUGGGUAGAAGUAGCUGAUCCUGACACGGGAAGAUACUACUAUUGGAAUACAGGAAAUGAUAAAGUUUCGUGGUUUCCACCUACGCAUCCUAAAUGUCGAAUGUCAUUUUCCAACAAGAAAGAGAUUGAUCCCAAAAAAGUUGAAUCGGAUUCUGACGAACAUCCAGAUUUUGAGGAAUUAGAAAGAGAUUUAAUGAGAGAAAAAGAAAAAGAAAAAGAAAAAAAGAAAAAGGGAAGGAGUCAUAGAAGAAGAUCAGAUUCUCCAUUAGAUCCAAUGGAUCCCGCAUCAUACUCGGAUAUACCUAAAGGAAAAUGGAGUGAUGGUUUAGAAGUCGGUAGUCAAAAAACAGGAGCCGAUAGUAGCGUUACAGGUACUAAUUUUCAACAAAGACCUUAUCCAAAUCCUGGAGAAGUUUUGAAAAUGAACGACGAACAUUCAGAUUAG
This is a messenger RNA of Dimorphilus gyrociliatus, 832 nucleotides long. The record is from the annotation of a GenBank genome assembly. Lineage: Eukaryota; Metazoa; Annelida; Polychaeta; Dinophilidae.